Zootermopsis nevadensis is the source of this 1218-nucleotide messenger RNA. RefSeq lists its product as uncharacterized. Gene Ontology annotation, molecular function: RNA polymerase II transcription regulatory region sequence-specific DNA binding; DNA-binding transcription factor activity, RNA polymerase II-specific. NCBI's taxonomy places the organism in Eukaryota, Metazoa, Arthropoda, Insecta, Blattodea, Termopsidae. Gene Ontology annotation, cellular component: nucleus. The record is from RefSeq and is a predicted model, not a curated record. Gene Ontology annotation, biological process: embryo development; regulation of transcription by RNA polymerase II.
AAUUUCACUUACUUGAAAUUCACUAGAAACUCCGCUUGGAGGAACACUGGAUGAAUACAAACAUUAACUCAUCUUUAACUGAAGUAUAUCUAGUGAUGGAAUUCUGUUCUUGGAGUGAUAAUCCUGUGGAUUCUGUGCACAACAUGGACCCAAUUAAAGAGGAAAUUGAUUCAGACAGUGAUGUGCUACCAUUGUUCACAGUUGUCAACAUAAAAACUGAACCAGAAACAAUCUUGGAAGAGGACUCUGAAUUGGAAACACGUGCAGGUGCAUUUAAUGAAAACACUAGCACUGAAAGAUCCAGUAUUCUAGCAGCGAUGCGCAAAGCCAUGUCAGAAGGAGUUAUCUCAGAGACACAUCUUGGACCUAGCAGUGCUAAUGACUUGGAGUUUUGUGAAGAUACUGUAGUGCACAGAGACUCGCCGAAGGCUGAUGCAUCAAACAAAGAGCAGGAAGUAUCUCUACAAACCCUGGAAGAAUUUGCAGUUUGUCAGGAUGACUCGGUUGGUGAUAGCAGUUCAACACAAGUUGAUUUCAAUUUCCCAGCUAAACAGGAAUUUCCUGUUGAAUCUUUUCCAAAUAGUUUAACUGGGAAAUGUGAUAAGAGUUGUCAGACAGCGCGUGAAAUAGAAUAUUAUAAAUGUAAGGUAUGCAAAAAAGUAUUUCCUACGAAAAAGUAUCUGAUGUUACAUAUCCUUACACAUACUGAGAAGAAUCCAUAUAAAUGUGAUAUGUGUAGUAAAACAUUCUUGCACAGUGGGAACCUUGCAAGACAUCGGCGCUCUCAUAAAGGAGAGAAACCAUAUACGUGUGAUCUGUGUAAAACUAAUUUCUCUCGUAGGGAAACUUUGCAACGACAUUUUCGAACCCAUACGAGAGAGAAACCAUUCAAAUGUGAAAUAUGCAAUAAAGCUUUCUCGGACAGCGGUUAUCUUGUGACACAUAGGCGUACACAUACUGGUGAGAAGCCGUAUAAAUGUGAAAUGUGCAACAAGGAAUUCACACAAGGGGGGAAUCUUACUAGACAUAGAAGUACAUCUGGAGUAUGCAAAGUAUUAGGAACUAAAUUGCUUUGUUAGAUGGAUAAGAGUUAAGUUAGCCAUCAUGAACCUUGUUGUAGGAUGCUUAUUUAAUUAUUAACUGUAAUUUGUGUUCUUUUAUUAUAAGACAUAAAUUUAGAUGUAGCUGUUGUAUUAAAGAUAAUGGAGUGUAAUUGAU